Messenger RNA from Acytostelium subglobosum LB1, 810 nucleotides. RefSeq lists its product as hypothetical. The transcript is spliced from 2 exons. NCBI's taxonomy places the organism in Eukaryota, Evosea, Eumycetozoa, Acytosteliales, Acytosteliaceae. The record is from RefSeq and is a predicted model, not a curated record. Bases 1 to 810 code for a protein of 269 amino acids.
AUGUACAAGCUUAUCCUUUCUCUCAUCGUCCUCUCUUGUGUCUACACUGCUGUUGCCAACGCCUCAUGUGCCACCAUGGGAUGCACAUUCGAAGCCCCCAAAUGCUACGGAGCGGCCGGCACCCAGCCACAAUGCUACCCAAUGGGACUGUGCACUCAGAUGCCCUGUCUACCAGGCAAGGAAUGCAUUAACGUUAAUGGCCUGGACCAAUGCCUCAGGACCACCCACUGCCCAAGCUGCCCAUCCGACUCUGUCUGCUACUUCUUCUCUAACACUCCUCUCCCAGCAUGCUACAAGCUCUUUGGCAACUGCGGUCCAAUGGGGUGCCCUUCUGGCCAGGUCUGCAUCAAGAACCCCAUAUCAUUAUCAACUCCAACACAUAAUGUGGACAUCGACCUGUUUAACGACUACGAGCAACAGUCAACAUCAUUCGACAUACUCAUCGUCAAUGGUCAACUCAACCUCGAGACCAACAAUAAUCAAUUCACAUAUGGCUUGAACGAUCAAGUAACUCUAUCUGUAGAUACAACAACAACAACAAAACAAACAUCAUCAAUCUACCAACGCACAUCCAUUGUCAUCACAGAUACAGAUCAGACGAUCAAUGGCAUCAAGACAUUCACAGACCCAACACACCUAUCAUCAAUCACCAGUGAAGUCUAUGCAACAGGUCUAUUCAGGAUAGGCGACAGCCCAUACCAGGUGUCCAAGAUCACCCUCAUCAAUCAAUCACCCCGCCAACGAGGAUGCCGCAUCAGCGGUAGCUUCCGCACCUCAGCUGGACACGUCAAUCGAGCAACAGCUGUCUGA